CAGUUCAGCUCUGCAGGAACAGUCCAGUUGAGCUCCUCCAGGAACAGUCCAGUUGAGCCCUCCAGAACCUUAAGCUUUUUUUUUUUCUAGUAUCUCCAACAGUUUGGACUUCCUGGGUUGGAUUCCUGAAAGCACUCCUCCCCCUCCCUUCCUGCAGCUGGAUGUGCUUUCAGCAGAGCAGAAGAGAAGCAGAACCAGCAGCAGCUGAGACUGAACUGAGCUACAGGGAUCACAGUUCUGCUCUUCCUUGCAAAAUCAAAAAUAAAAGAUGGUGGCAAAAAGCAUCAACAUGAACUCUGGGGGCGUCCGCCGCUGGAGCCCUUUCAGCAGCAUCAAGGUAUUUGUGUUCUGCCACAGUUUUCUGCAGCUCGCUCAGCUUUUAGUCUCUGGUUUCAUGAAGAGCUCCAUCUCCACCAUUGAAAGACGCUACGGCCUAUCCAGCCAGAAGUCAGGGAUCCUGGCAUCCUUCAACGAGGUGGGGAACACUGUUCUGAUCAUCUUUGUGAGCUUCCUGGGAAGUCGUGUUCAUCGUCCGCGGUUCAUCGGUGGCGGUGCUCUGCUGGCAUGUUUGGCCUCGCUGCUUAUGGCACUGCCCCACUUCCUGAGUGAUGAGUACAUCUACACAGACCGAAUCAGCACCUCCACUGAUAACAGCUCAGGCCUCUGCGGUACAUCCUCCUCCUCCAACCAAACAUGUCUCGAGCAAGACAGCCCCGCCCAACAGAUGGUCUACCCUCUGCUGCUUCUGGGUCAACUGCUACUGGGCAUUGGAGCCGUCCCUAUCCAGCCCUUCGGCAUCUCCUACAUCGAUGACUAUGCCAGUAGGAAGAACUCUCCGCUCUACCUUGGCAUCCUCCUCGCUGUGACCUCCAUCGGCCCGGCCUUCGGCUUCAUCACCGGCUCCUUCAUCCUCAAGCUAUAUGUUGACUUUGACAAACUGUCAAAAGAUGACAUUGAGCUGGAUCCCAAAGACCUUCGCUGGGUCGGGGCCUGGUGGCUCAACUUCCUGCUGGCCUCCGGCCUCCUCUUCCUCAGCGCACUGCCUUACCUGUUCUUCCCCAGAGAGAUGCCCAAAGAGAACGCUGCUGACGAUGUUGAGUCCAGACCAGACAGUAAGCAGCCAGAGCGAACGGACCCGAUGAGGGAACUCUCCUUUAUUCAGUUCCUAAAAUGUUUCCCCCGUAUCGCUCUGCGGACGCUGCGCAGCCCCAUUUACCUCCUGGUGGUCCUGGGCCUGGUCAACCUGGCGGCGCUGGUCUGUGGCCUCGGCACCUUCAUGGGCAAGUUCAUUGAGAAGCAGUUCUCUCAGACCACCUCAUUCUCCAACAUGAUGAUAGGAGGAAUCGGGAUGCCGCUGGCGGUUCUGGGAAUCGUUCUGGGAGGAGUUCUGAUGCGUAGAUUUAACUUGUCAGUCAACAGUGCCAGCAAGUUGUGUUCUGCUGUCAUUUUUCUCUGCGUGUUCUUCGCCCUGCCGAUGAUCUUCAUCGGCUGCCCCACGCAGACCAUUGCUGGGUCCUUUCCUGUCAGGUCCAGUAACCACGCCUGUAACUCUGCGUGUAACUGUCCUCAGGAAGCAUUUAAUCCUGUCUGCGGUUCUGAUGGAGUGGAGUUCCGGUCUCCCUGCCAUGCCGGCUGUUUGUCCCGACAAAUGGACACAAACGGAAAACCCACGAACUUCACCAACUGCACCUGCAUCAAUGAAGGUUUAGGUGGAGCCCGCCAAGGAACCUGUGGCAGCGGAUGUUCUCACCUGCUGCUGCCCUUCAUGGUCCUGCUGUCUCUCACCUGCUUCAUCAUCUCCUUCGCCCAGACACCGUCAUACAUGAUGAUCCUCAGGACGGUUCCGCCUGAGGAUAAGUCCUUUGCAGUGGGAGUUCAGUACAUGCUGUUCAGAGUCCUGGCGUUCCUGCCUGGCCCUGUUCUGUACGGUAGCGUCAUUGACACCACCUGCAUCCUGUGGGGUCAGAAAUGCGGCAAAAAUACUUCCUGUCUCUACUACAACCUGGACAAGUUCAGACAGAGGUACCAUCACAAGAGAACCCAGGCGUACCAAAUCAACUGUCCUAUCAAUGGACCACUUAUACCUGCAGGGUUCUGGUGCAGAUCAGGGCUGUUACCUUGAAUUUUAGAUGCACCGCUGCUGCAACAGCUGAACUAGUCAACAGCUUAUUUAGGUCUUUUUCAGACCUGAUGGCAUGAGGAGGAUUAUUUAUAAUCUUCUCAAUAAUUAGUAGAUGAAUCAUUCCUAGGCUUAAGGGCAGCCCAGGCCUUCUUCUACCA
This is a messenger RNA of Cyprinodon variegatus (sheepshead minnow), 2280 nucleotides long. It is a transcript of the gene slco2b1, whose product is annotated as solute carrier organic anion transporter family member 2B1-like. Lineage: Eukaryota; Metazoa; Chordata; Actinopteri; Cyprinodontiformes; Cyprinodontidae. The coding region runs from base 269 to 2122 and encodes 617 amino acids. Gene Ontology annotation, molecular function: protein binding; bile acid transmembrane transporter activity. The transcript is spliced from 14 exons. Gene Ontology annotation, biological process: sodium-independent organic anion transport; transmembrane transport; bile acid and bile salt transport. Gene Ontology annotation, cellular component: membrane. The record is from RefSeq and is a predicted model, not a curated record.